Messenger RNA from Leptinotarsa decemlineata (Colorado potato beetle), 2719 nucleotides. RefSeq lists its product as uncharacterized. Gene Ontology annotation, molecular function: protein binding. Lineage: Eukaryota; Metazoa; Arthropoda; Insecta; Coleoptera; Chrysomelidae. The record is from RefSeq and is a predicted model, not a curated record.
GUGCAGCCGGUCGAAAUGCUUCACGGUGCGAUACUCAUCAAAUCCACACGAUAGUUGUUGCGCGAUCGCGUUAUGUGAGAGGAACAAUGCUUUAUUUGGCGUUGAUUCUGAUGCUCAUGAUCGGCGUAAGCAAAGGAAUGUGUCCGAACAUGUGUGAGUGUAGGUACUACCCUAGAGACGACUUGCCGAAAACUUCAUUCUACUUCACUUCGGUUAGUUGCAAUGUGUAUCAACCAAACACUAUUAGAGAACUCGAUAAUACUACUCGGCAGUUCCGAAUAAGUAACGUGAAUAAAACACAGUUGUUGAGUGUCAUUAAGUGCUUGAAGGACCACAAAUCGAGUUUACCAAUUCUCACUGAUCUAACAAUAAGCAAAAGUGAACUUAAUUACGCCAAUGAGACUAUCCAAGGAUUAGAGUGGAUCCAGUCUCUGACAUUAACUGACAAUAAACUCACGGUGCUCCCGCAUUUAUUUCUGAACUUGCCGACCCUGAAGGAUAUUGAUCUUUCUCAAAACACGUUCGAGAACAUUGACGACAGCUCUUUUUGGAUCUUUCAAUCUUUGGAAUCCCUGAACCUCAGCGUUAAUGCAAUAGCUAACAUAAAUAACAAAGGAUUUCUGGGCCUUGAAAAUCUGAAGUGCCUAGAUCUAUCUAGAAAUGAAUUGACCUCAAUCAGCAAGCUCGUCCUAGCUCCACUACAGUCUCUUCAGUACCUAAACCUUAGCAGCAAUCAGUUGGAGGUCUUAGACGAGACCUGUUUCUCCCAACUAACCGCUCUUCAGCAGCUCGAUAUUUCAUGGAAUCAACUCUCUCGCAUUGCCCCCGGGUCUCUCGAACUUCCUAGCUUAACACGUCUACUACUAGCCGGCAAUGUCAAACUGGGAUCAUCACGGGACUCUGCAGUUCUCGUGGGCACCGGUCGUAAACUCCAAAUAGUCGACGCUUCACGAACAGGACUCAAGCAGGUUCCGGCCGCUCUAACACAUUCGAUACGAUCUCUUAGAUUAGCGGGCAACAACAUACGGUCGGUAAGUUGCGGUGAUUUGGACUCGUACCCUCUGCUGCAACUUCUCGAUUUGGCAUCCAAUGAUCUUAUAACACUAGAAGAAGACGCACUCGGCCGGCUGGAUUCUCUUGCCGUCCUCUAUCUCUCAGACAAUAACAUACAGGAAAUCCCCAGGAGUCUUCCGGAGAAACUGAAAGCCCUCCACGUCGAGCAUAAUAACGUGGAAAAAGUGUCGGAGAAGGAUCUUCACGGAUUGGUGGUACUCGAGGUGCUGCUGCUCAACGACAAUAAGAUCAGCGUAAUAGAACAAGGCGCUUUCAGUCAUCUACAAUCUCUGGCAACGCUGGAUUUGUCGAGAAACCCUGUCAUAGUUCUUCAACCAGGAAGUCUGACGGGACCGUUUGCACUACAGGUAUUAAGGCUCUCGUCAAUGAGAAUAAUAUCCCCAGCAGAGGAAAACUCUUUUCCAUUAUCCACUCCAGAUGAUUUAAUCACACUGGAUUUAUCAGAUAGUCCUGGACUAGCACGCCAACUUUUGGCGGAUACGGCGACUUUAGUAGCCUCAAAACAGUUGCAGGAGUUGGAUUUGUCAGGAACGAACUUGGAGUAUAUAAGAUCGGAUCUACUCCAUUUCCUGCCACAGUUACGAUAUCUUCAUAUUAGACGCAAUCGCUUGAAUUGCACGCAACUACACUGGCUAGGAGCGUGGCUGAGGCGACAAGAUACGUUGGAAUACCGCGACGUUGUAUGCUCUAGUCCCCCAGAUUUAUGGGGAGUGCCACUAGUCGACAUACAGGAAACGGAAGGUUCAACUGAUGAUUCAAUAAUGGUAACUGAGCUGAACUUUAUACAUAAACAACUAUCGAGUAUGUUGAAAGUGCAAAAACCCUUCGUCUUUGAAAAAGGAAAUAAAAAUAUAACCAAAAAAGUAGUUGUUGAAGACUUGCAUUUCGAAAACGAAUUAUUCAAAAACAAAUCAAUUCUAACUUCUACUUCAAUAAGUUUCGAAGCAAAGCAAGCAUUAACUGCUCUUUUCCAGGGGUCCGAAUCGCUCGGAGACGAUGAGAAUGGCUUUAACGAGACAGGUAAAGUGGCAAUUACCGAAACUUUGAAUCCUUUUAAACAAACCACCGUGAUGACGGCUCAAAAUGCUAAUGAGACGCCUGAAUCCGCAAGUAAUAGACCGUCUCCGAGCGAUAGCAGCUUCAUAUCUAAGUUUUCUCGGGAUUUACUCAUCGCUCGCGACGAGAAGAGUUUUAAUAAAUCUUCAGAAGAGUCGGUGGAAUCGGGAUCGAUGGUAACUUCGCCGCAGUGGGACGGGAAGAUGUCGAUGUACACCAACAAUAAAAAGAACGGUAACUUUGUGCAUCCCGGAAUGCUAAUUCUCGCUGUGGGGGUGGUAGCUGCCGGGGCGGUUUUUCUUGUGUUGGCGGUUCGAUUCGUAAGGAAUAAAAAAGCAUACAGGGAGGAAGACAUCGAGGUGGCCAUCAGCCUGCCCACCGUUACCGAUCUGUGGUGACAUCUGCAGGGUGUCGAUGACGAGCGCAGAGUGCUCUAUGAAACUUCCGUCACUUAGACGUUCGCUUGUGAUAAACGUGGAUUCUAUUUUGUAUGUCUCAACUAUUUUGUACUUGAAUUGUAAAAUAUUGUAGAAAUGGAUGAAAUGCUAUAUAUAUUUAAAGGCUGGAGCAUAAAUAUAGGAUGUCUUUC